AUGACUCAGUCACAAGAAGAGCUAUUGGCCGCUCAUCUUGACCAACACAAGAUUGAUCAUGAUGAACCUGUGAUUGAAGAAGACGAUGAUGAUGAGGAUGAUGAUGACGUGGAUGAAGAUGAUGCUGAAGGUCAAGAAGACGGCAGUGGCAAGACAAAGCAAAGCCGAAGUGAGAAGAAGAGCCGCAAGGCAAUGCUCAAACUUGGAAUGAAACCCAUUCUUGGGGUCACCCGAGUCACCAUUAAGAAGAGUAAAAAUAUCCUUUUCGUCAUCUCGAAGCCUGACAUUUUCAAAAGCCCAAAUUCGGACACAUACGUCGUUUUUGGCGAAGCAAAGAUUGAGGAUUUGAGCUCACAAUUGCAAACUCAAGCUGCAGAGCAAUUCAAGGCUCCUCACUUAAAUCAUGCUGCACCAAAGACCGAGCCAUCUGUUUUAGCCCAGGAUGAUGACGAGGAUGUGGACGAGAGUGGAGUCGAGCCAAAGGAUAUUGAGCUCGUGAUGACUCAGGCUGGGGUUUCCCGAGCCAGGGCAGUCAAAGCUCUCAAGCAAUCAGAUGGAGAUAUUGUCUCUGCAAUCAUGGAUCUUACCAAUUAG
Striga hermonthica is the source of this 594-nucleotide messenger RNA. Lineage: Eukaryota; Viridiplantae; Streptophyta; Magnoliopsida; Lamiales; Orobanchaceae. The record is from the annotation of a GenBank genome assembly.